Molecule: messenger RNA, 958 nt
Organism: Sesamum indicum (sesame)
Lineage: Eukaryota; Viridiplantae; Streptophyta; Magnoliopsida; Lamiales; Pedaliaceae
Product: putative 6-phosphogluconolactonase 4, chloroplastic
Biological process (GO): pentose-phosphate shunt; carbohydrate metabolic process
Molecular function (GO): 6-phosphogluconolactonase activity
Source: RefSeq, a predicted model, not a curated record
AAUGACAUCACUCUCUAUCUAUUUAACCCCAUGCCUAGGCUUCCAACCAAGCCACAACACAAUGAACCUACCUCUGCUUUUCAUAGCUCUUCUUGCUCUUCCAUCUCUGACUUUGGCCUCUCAUGGAAAAACCACUGUAAGAAAAUUUAAUUCCGAGGAAGAUGUAGCUGUGGCUCUUGCAAAAUACACAGCCAAUCUUUCCCACAAAUACAUUAAAGAGAAAGGCUCUUUCUCUGUUGUACUGUCCGGAGGAACCCUCAUUCAUACACUAAGGAAAUUAGUGGAGACUCCGUAUAAUACUACAAUAAAUUGGUCAAAAUGGGAGAUGUUUUGGGUGGAUGAGAGGGUGGUUCCCUUGGAUCACCCCUUGAGCAACUACAAAUUGGCCCUUGAUGCUUUUCUUUCUAAGGUGCCGAUCCCUCGGAGUAGCAUUUUCCCGAUUACUUACAAAAGAUCUCCGGCGGAAGUCGCCGUUGACUACGAAGUCCGCCUGAAAACACUGGUGGAGGAUAAAAUUAUCCCUCUAUCCGCCACCGGCUUCCCCAAGUUCGACUUGAUUCUGCUCGGAAUCGGGCCUGACGGCCAUAUAGCUUCGCUUUUCCCCAACCGGCCGCAGCGCUACGAGAAAAAGCGGUGGAUAACAUUCAUUACAAACUCGCCCAAGCCGCCGCCGGCGAGGAUCACCUUCACUUUUCCGGUGAUCAACUCCGCCUCCGACAUCGCAAUGGUGGUGACGGACAAGGAGGAAGCUGAAGCCGUCGCCGUCGGACUGGGGUACGCCGUUGUUUCGCCGACGCUGCCUUGCGCCGAGGUGAAGGCGAAGAAUGAAUUAACGUGGUUCUUGGACAAAGAGGCGGCUUCCAAACUGCACUGAUGUAAUUGUAUGGGUUUUCUCACGUAACCAAUUCAUAAGUCUUAAAGAACGAAUUAUGUACAUAUUUAAUAAAAGAAUUCAAAA